GCUCGACCAAUCGCGUCGCGCGCUGUUUGAAGCAUCGUCGCAGUGCACUCAAACACACACGCACACGGGACGGGAGGCGCUGCUGUUGGUUACAGCCUGGGAUCAGCGCGAGUCGUGAAGCUCGACCCAGGUGACCGCCCUCGUCAAACACCACAACCGUUUCCCCUUCCCAGUCACCGCAACGAACGUCACUACAGCUCUUCCUUCUGUGGUUUAAAGCGUUUGGUCUGCCCUGUGGUCGGCAUGCUCAAGGUCAACCUUUAGUUGAAACUCGCUUAGCAGACGCUGACCUCCUCUCACUCGGAGGUGACCCUCAAAGAUGUGCGACUUAGUCGAAAACCAUUCGACUCUCCCUGUGGAGAUCUGAGUUGUCCCUCACCGAGGCAGCUGAGGAAGAUGCUGGGUUCAGAGCGCGGAGUUGUGGAAGAAUGGCUCUCCGAAUUCAAGUCCUUACCAGAAACCCAGCUCUCAAGUUAUGCCGGCAGCCUGCACUUGAAGAAAUCCUUAGUACCAGCGCUGUACAGGGUCAUCCAAGAUCCUGGAAAUGAGUUAUUGGAGCCCGUGUGCCACCAGCUGUUCGAGCUCUACCGCAGCUCUGAGAACCGCCUGCGGCGUUUCACCAUGCAGUUUCUGCCCGAGCUGGUGUGGGUGUAUCUUCGAGUCACGGCCAGCAGAGAUCGGCAGAGCAAUGGCUGCAUUGAGGCCCUCCUCCUCGGCAUCUACAACCUGGAGAUUGUGGACAAAGACGGCAACAGCAAGCUCCUUUCCUUCACCAUCCCCUCGUUAUCCAAACCGUCGAUUUAUCAUGAGCCUUCAAGCUUGGGUUCCAUGGCCUUGACAGAGGGGGCUCUGUGUCAACACGACCUGAUCCGAGUGGUGUACAGCGGCCUCCACCCUCAGAGAGAGACCUUCACGGCUCAAAACAGAUUUGAGGUGCUGUGUUUCCUCAUGCUGUGCUACAACUCCGCCGUCGUCUACAUGCCCCUGUCCUCCUAUCAGUCAGUCUGCAGAAUGAGCUCCCGGUUGUGUGUGUGCGGUUUCCCGCGGCAACAGCAGAAACUCUGGAGGGAACCUCCCAACCGUGUGCUCUUGGACCCGGAGUUCAUGGUGCAAAUGCUGACUGCUGUUUAUCAUGCCAUAUACAACGGAGAGUGGGAGAUGGGUCGGGAAGCUUUGGAGGACAUUUUGUACAGAUCCCAGCUGGAGCUUUACUCCCAGCCUCUUCUGCUGGGCAACGCCAUGAAGAACUCACUGCCAGACAGCGCCCCAAACGAACCUCAAGGCCGCAAAGUUCUGCAGGUGGAAGUCACACCCACCGUAAGGCGCAUCUCCAUCUCGGCCAUCACCACCGCCUCCAUCCGACGCCACCGCUGGAAGAGAGAGGAUUGUUUUGACUUCUCGAGCGACGCAGAGCCUAGCGUCGCCGUCGCGCGACCUAAUCCCGCCCGACACCCAUCGGCCAAUGAGCAGAGAGGAGGGGGCCCUCACGGCCACCAUCACACCAGCAGCGUCAUUCCCCCCAUCACUCUCGAGGAAGCAGACGGCAUGAGCGGCGGCGAGGAUUCCUUCAACGCAAACGACCCAGACGAGGGUUUCUCUUCCGGGGCAUCCAACAGCAGCCAGCCCUGCGGCACCAGAGCGGGCGGUGGUCUGAGGCCCGGCAGCCAGAGCAGCGGCGGCAGCAGCAUCAAGAAAGCCAUCACGGCCCGAUUGUCCCGGGAUAAGGAGCGAGACAAGCCCGAGGCAGCAAAGCAUGCCGACGCGUCGGCGGCGGAGGUCAAGCGGCAGCACCAGAGGAAGCAGUCGCCCCCGGCCAGCAUCCGACUAGAUGCCAUCCAGCUAAGUCCCAUCAAGAAGCACUUGAGCUUCCCCUCCGGACCGCCUCUGGUACGGACUGGCAGCACCUCCUCCAGCAAGUCUUUUGACUGCAUGGCCUUCAGCUUAAACGGCGGCAGACAGGAACGGGAGGGCGGCGGCGGAGACUCGGCCGAGGACAGCGGGCGUCCCGCCGGCGCCGCCCACCGCCAUUCCACAGUCAGCCUGCAGGAGGGUCAAACGAUCAGGCCGGACGACCCUCUCGUGUCCCCUGGGACUCCCCUCACCAAGCAGUCCCGAUCCCCCAGCUUCAACAUGCAGAUCAUAUCACAGGUUUGACAUGUGCAGUGGAUAUACCAAAUGUCUACACACCCCCGUUUAAAUGCAAGAUCAUGUUGAAACCACGAUAAAUCAUUUCGAGUGACCUCUAACGCUUACAACUCAAUUGAAAUGAUUCUUGCUGAGACAGGGUUAAAAAAUAUAUAUAUUUAAUCGAGUUGUAUAGACCGCAUAAAUCACAGGUGUCAAACUCAAAACCCGGGGGCCAGAUACGGCCCGCCACAUCAUUUUAGGUUGCCCGCGAAGACAAAUUGUACAUCGACUUCAUGUGUCAAUACUCAAAUUCCAAAUUGUCUUCACUUUUAAAAAUAGAGAUAUUGCUAGCAUUUUUUAUUACCAUUCAUUUUUGAAAAUAUUUAAAUGGUUUGGUUUGAAAACUAGUAAUUCAUCAGUUUGUUGCGCAGCCUAUACUGUAUAAAGUAUAAGGUUUUGACAGUUAUAAUGGCCCUCAGAAGGAAACCAUUAAUGGUGUGAAAUGUUCCAAAAUGAUUUAGCUGGGUCUCAUUAUUUUAAUCAUAAGAAUCUAGGAUUUGAACAGGUGUGUGUCGACUUUUUAAAUCCGCUGCAUGUGGAUGUAUGUGUGUGUGUGUAAAUCUUCAACUGUGGAAAAGAGGUAAUUCCUCAGGCUCCUAAAAGGGAAACGGCAAGAUUCUCGGCUUCAUGCAGUGGUUCCUUGACAUUUCAUCUUUAGUUUGAGUCGACAUUCACUCAGCAAUACUCCCCCGCGGAAAGGCGUCUUUGCUCUUUGUCCUCCUCAUCCCUCCCGUCAUUCCCGGGUACACGUGCAAUCGCGCUCACUUGCUAAAUCUUGCCCGAUAGUUGCUGGGUUUUUUUUAAUCAGGAAUAUAGAUGUGUAUAUAUGGUGGUUUGAGGAGAUUUCAGUUAUUCUUUGUAAGUGGCAAUCCAAAGAAAGAAGGUCGGAUGUUCAAGUUAACACGUCGGUUAUUUUUAAUGUUAAAUGGUUCAAUCGGUGUUGGUGUGCUGUCAAACCAAACUGGAACUCAUUAAGGAGUGCCGACCUGGGACUUGAGGAAAUCACUACUGCAGUCAUUAUUACCAAAUGUAAUAAUAUACAAAUAUAUAUAUAUAUAGAGAGAGAGAAAUAUACAUGUACUCUGUGUAAAGCAUUGUAGACAGGAUAAUCAAAUGAUUGGUUCCCGGAGCAUUAGCUCGUCAUGCUGGCCUUUGUCUGACCUCUAGUGGCGAGUGGCUGUCAUAGCGUUCUAUUGAGUUAAUGCAGUUGUCGUGGAACAUGUUUAGUCUACCUCAUCACGUGUUUUCACCAAGAGCCCAUUAGGUUGGGGACAUUGGGCGCUUGAAUUAGCCCAUCCUAUUUCUUCAUAUACAAAAUGGCUGUCAUCCGUUUGGGGUCAUUCCAAACAAUUGGAUCCAUUCAACUGCUCUUUUAAGAUGUCUUACUUUUUUUUGUGUUUUCUUUUGUAAGUGCAAUUGUUUGGACUCCUCACACUGUCCACUCGCCUUAAGUUACGUCAAAUCCCCUCCUGAGCCGCAUGCUCGUCGUACCCCAGUGUCACCCCACCAUCCUUUCGUCACCACACGUGCCAACGCGCAUCCUGUCCUUAAACAACUUAUUUGCUUGCCUGUCUUAAGUUGAACACGGUUUUGAUUUUUUGUUUUGUUUUAAAUUCAUAGGUGAUGGUAACUACUGUACAUAACUGCACUUUUUGGGGGAUGGGGGGGGUAUUGUCGUCAUGGUGUCUUUGAAGCGAGGUUACAUGGUGAUUGUACAUACUCGUUGGCUGUAUAUGACCCGAGAUGACAUAGGGACCGGCUGGAGGGUUGGUGAUUGUUUCUCUUUGUCCGUUGUCGUAAAAUAUGCAUGUGGUAUUGCAGGCGAAGUGAUCACCCGCCAUCACCUAACGUGCGUUUCGUACUGACCACCCACGCCCAAGUCAUCAGUGGAACCUUGAAAGUGCGGCUCCAUAUGUUCCAAGGCACUUUUUGAUUUGUAACUUGUUGUUGUAAGUUGUGGCUUGUCAUACAACCAAAAAUGACAAGAUAACUGCUGGGCUAUUGGCGAGUUUCUGACCAUGAUGACAAGCAGUUUCUUCUUCAGACAACAAAACUCAGUGCAGCUCUGCUUACCUUUUGCCUUUGUGUUUUGGAUGGCAUAAUUAUUGAAAGGCUCUGGAUCUUAACCCAGCCUGUCAAGUUUAAUUGUUUACUUGAUGGGUCAGCAGGCACUACAGAGACAAUUAUUUGUUUACAAAGGAUUCCAAAUUUUCUAAUUAUUUUUUAGACCUCCCCCCCCCUAACACACACACAAACUGAACAUCAGAUAGGUUUUUGUUGUUGUUGUUGUACGGCUUUGAAGGUUCACAAACAAAUCUUACCCUCGAGGAAACAAUGAAAAUUUAUUUAUUUGUAUUUUUUUUAAGGGAAAAUUUAAACACCCUUUUAUGCUGGUCCACGUGUAUAACUUUGGACGUUUCUCUUGUCUGGUCCAAAUGAUUUCAAAGUUUAUUUUCAGUUCUGCAUGUCUGACAAAUUAAGUUUUCAAUCAUUGUGAUGCACUUUAAUCCAUCCACCUUUACUGGAAAAAUAUAAAAGAGGAUUAUAUAGUAUAUGAUAUAUGUAUAUGUCGAUGUGUAUACGCUCAGUGCAGGGUUUUUAGUCUCUUCUAAAGAUGUAUUUUUCUGUAAUGUCGCAUCCGCCACACAGUGCUGCUUGUGUUCUCAACCGUUGAAAACUAAUGGGUUGUUGUUUUUUUGUCUUUUUUUGAAAUGCCAAAAGGUUAAGUCCCAGAGUGUCUCAGGAGUUUAUUUUAACAAACAAACAAAAGACUCUAUUGAACACUUGGCAGCACCAAAUUUUCUGUUCUCGUCGUCUGAAUAGAAUUCUAUGCAACAUGGAAUCCCCUCAUCUCCUCCUCAUGCUCAAUUUGGUGAAUCCAAACGGCGGCAAACGCUCUCCUCCAAAGUGCUGUGCGACCGUCUCGACAUCCGGGACGUGAGGAGAGGAGAGAAGGCUUGGAUGAAAAAGAUGCAAGUGCGACAAACACUGUACUGUUGAGACAAUAUAAGCGGAGAGACUUAUUUUCAAUCGUGUAAAUACAAAGUGUACAAAAUGGAGAGUAAGUCUGAAAUGUAGAGAUACGGAGCUGUAUAUUGUUGAAUAAAUAUCGUGAUGUAAGAAAGUUUGAAA
Molecule: messenger RNA, 5319 nt
Organism: Syngnathus typhle (broad-nosed pipefish)
Lineage: Eukaryota; Metazoa; Chordata; Actinopteri; Syngnathiformes; Syngnathidae
Product: hyccin 2-like
Exons: 14
Coding region: 397-2154 (585 amino acids)
Biological process (GO): protein localization to plasma membrane; phosphatidylinositol phosphate biosynthetic process
Cellular component (GO): plasma membrane
Source: RefSeq, a predicted model, not a curated record